Molecule: messenger RNA, 3870 nt
Organism: Balaenoptera acutorostrata (minke whale)
Lineage: Eukaryota; Metazoa; Chordata; Mammalia; Artiodactyla; Balaenopteridae
Product: aldehyde oxidase 2-like
Molecular function (GO): oxidoreductase activity; FAD binding; iron ion binding
Source: RefSeq, a predicted model, not a curated record
AUGCCUUGCCCAUCGAGAUCGGAUGAGUUGGUUUUCUUUGUGAAUGGGUGGAAGGUGAUCGAGAGGAAUGUGGACCCAGAAGUCACCCUGCUGAUCUUCCUACGAAAGAACUUGCACCUGACAGUAACCAAGUAUGCCUGCGGAAGAGGAGGCUGUGGUGCCUGCACCGUGAUGGUGUCUAAGCGAGACCCCGCGUCCCAGGAGAUAAGACACUUCUCUGUCACCGUGUGCCGGGUGCCCAUCUGCUCUCUGUAUGGGGCUGCUGUCACCACUGUGAAAGGUGUUGGAAGCAUCAAAAUGAGGCUUCACCCCGUACAGGAGAGGAUUGCCAAGAGCCAUGGCACCCGGUGCAGGAUCUGCACCCCAGGGAUGGUGAUGCCCAUGUACACGCUGCUCAAGAGCCACCCGCAGCCUUCAGAGGAGCAGCUGCUGGCAGCCCUGGGGGGUAAUCUAUGCCACUGCACUGGGUAUUGGCCAGUUCUUGCAAGUGGAGGGACCUUUUGUUUGGAGUCAAAUGGCUGUCAACAGAAAGGAACAGGAAAAUGCUGCCUGGAUCAGGGAGAAAAUGAUUCUUCCUCGCUCGACAGGAAAAGUGACAUUUGCAUGGAGCUAUUUGCAAAAGAGGAGUUCCAGCCCUUGGACCCUACCCAGGAGCUCAUAUUUCCCCCCCGAACUCUUGGUAAGAUGAGCUGGAGAAUGGCAGAGAACCCAGAAAAACAAACCCUGGCCUUUCAUGGAAAGAGCGUCACCUGGAUCUCCCCUGGGACCCUCAAGGACCUCCUGGAGCUGAAAGCAAAACACCUGGAAGGCCCUCUCAUCCUGGGCAACACCUUACUGGGACCUGCAUUGAAAUCUCAAGGACAUUUUCACCCAGUUCUCCUCUCUCCUGCUAGGAUUUCUGAGCUGAUUACGGUGUCUAAAACAAGGGAUGGACUGACAAUAGGUGCUGCCUGCAGUCUGGCCCAGGUCAAGAACAUCUGGGCUGACAGGGUAUCCGAGUUCCCGGAGAAGACCCAGACAUGCCAAGCAUUCCUGAAGCACCUGAAGAGCCUGGCGGGCCAGCAGAUCUGGAACAUGGCUUCCUUAGGGGGACACAUUAUAAGCCGGCAUUGCUAUUCAGAUCUGAAUCCAAUUCUGGCUGUGGGCAACACUAACCUCAAUCUGAUAUCAGAAGAUUUUCCUCAACAGAUUCCUCUAAGCGAACAUUUUCUUGCUGGGCUGGCGAGUGCAGACCUGGAGCCGGAGGGAAUUUUGGAGUCUGCGUAUAUUCCCCACUCUCAAAAGUGGGAAUUUGUGUCAGCCUUCCGACAGGCUCAGUGCCAGCAAAAUGCCUUGGCCCAUGUGAAUGCUGGCAGGCGAGUUCUCUUCAAAGAGGGCACAGACACCGUCGAGGACCUGAGCAUCGCCUACGGAGGGGUCGGGGCUGCCACAGUCAGUGCACAAAAAUCCUGCCAGCAGCUCCUAGGGAGGCGCUGGGGUGAGCUGAUGCUGGAUGAGGCCUGCAGGCUGCUCCUGGACGAAGUCUCCCUCCCAGGCUGGACUCCAGGUGGGAGGGUGGCGUUCAAGAGGACUCUGGUGGCCAGCUUCUUCUUCAAAUUCCACCUACAAGUUCUGCAGGAACAGAAGAAGCUAAACAGACACCGUUAUCCUGAAAUUUCAGACCGAUUCCUAAGUGCUCUAGAAGACUUGGUCACAGUACCCCAGGGAGUCCAAAGGUACCAGAGUGUGGAUUCUCACCAACCCCUCCAAGAUCCAGUCGGACGCCCCAUCAUGCACCUACCAGGCCUUAAACAUGCCACAGAUGAAGCCGUAUUUUGUGAUGACAUCCCCAUGCUGAAUAAAGAACUUUCAAUGGCUGUACUCUGCCUGGGCCAGAUCGUCUGUGGUGUGGUUGCAGAGACAGAUGUACAGGAAGCACACAAAAAGAUAAAGGUAACCUGUGAAGAACCGGAGCCCAUAAUCUUCACCAUUGAGGAUGCCAUAAAACACAACUCAUUCCUGUGCCCUGAAAAAAAACUUGAACAAGGAAACAUUGAGGAGACAUUUGAAAAAGUCGAUCAAAUUGUUGAAGGAGAAAUCCAUGUUGGAGGACAGGAACAGUUUUACAUGGAAACACAGUGAGUGCUUGUUAUUCCAAAGACAGAGGACAAAGAACUGGACAUUUAUGUGUCAGCACAGGAUCCAGCCCACGUGCAGAAGACAGUGUCCUCUACUUUAAAUCCCAUCAACAGAAUCACCUGUCAUGUAAAACGAGUGGGUGGAGGUUUAGGCGGGAAGAUAGGAGGACCAGCUGUAUCGGGGCUACUGCAGCUGUGGGCACUAUCAACUGGUCACCCCAUUCAUCUUGUUCUUGAUUGUGAAGAUGAUAUGUUAAUAACUGGGAGAAGGCACCUAUUAUUUGGAAAAUAAAAGGUGGGAUUCAUGAACAACGGGCGAAUCAAAGCUCUAGACAUUGAGUGCUUCAUUAAUGGAGGGUGCACACUGGAUGACUCGGAGCAGGUAAUAGAAUUUCUUAUACUGAAGCUGAAAAACGCAUAUAAAAUCCCCAAACUCAGGUUCCAGGGCUAUGCGUGCCUGACAAAUUUACCAUCUGACACGGCCUUUCGCGGAUUUGGCUUCCCACAAGGAACCCUGGUAACAGAAUCUUGCAUCACAGCUGUGGCAGCCAAAUGUGGCCUUCCGCCAGAGAAGAUUAGGGAGAAAAACAUAUGCAGAACAGUUGAUAAAACCAUCUACAAACAAGCAUUCAACCCUGAAACACUGAUAAGAUGUUGGAAUGAAUGUCUGGACAAGACAUUUCACAAUGUCUUUCACAACAGAAGAAUGCAAUAAGAAGAAUUCACUAAGAAGAAUUACUGGAAGAAGGGAGGCAUUGCUAUGAUCCCCAUGAAGUUUUAAGUCGGAUUUGCUGCAACAAGAUAUCAUCAGGCAGCUGCACUGGUUCAUAUCUACACCGAUGGGUCCGUAUUGGUCACACACGGAGUCAACGAACUGGGACAAGGUAUUCACACCAAAAUGCUACAGGUGGCCAGCCGUGAAUUAAAAAUACCCAUGUUGUACAUGCACAUCUGUGAAACAAGUACAGCCAUGGUACCUAAUACAAUUGCUACAGCAGCAUCCAUCGGCUCAGAUGUCAAUGGCAGAGCCGUGCAGAAUGCUUGUCAGAUUCUUCUGAAACACCUUGAGCCCAUCAUUAAGAAAAAUCCAGAAGGUACCUGCAAAGACUGGGUAAAAACUGCUUUUGAACAAAGAGUCAGUCUUUCAGCCACUGGAUACUCCAGGGGCUACAAGGCCUUCGUGGACUGGGAGAAAGGAAAAGGAGACCCUUUUUCCUACUAUGUCUAUGAAGCAGCCUGUUCCGAGAUUGAAACUGACCGCCUGACAGGAGCUCACAAGAAAAUCAGAACAGACAUCGUUAUGGAUGCAUGUUGCAGUCUAAAUCCGGCCACUGAUAUUGGGCAGAUUGAAGGUUCAUUUAUUCAGGGAAUGGGCCUUUAUACCACUGAAGAGGUGAAAUAUUCCCCAGAAGGUGUCCUGUACUCUCGAGGCCCAGAUGAGUACAGAAUUCCAACCAUGAGCGAUGUCCCAGAGGAGUUUAAUGUCUCCUUGUUGCCAUCAUCACAAACCCCACUAACCAUCUAUUCAUCCAAGCGUCUGGGAGUGUCUGGGAUGUUCCUGGGGUCAUCGGUGUUCUUCACCAUCACUGACGCUGUGGCAGCACACAGAGAAGGAGACAUAGCUGAGGACUUCACAGUGAAGAGCCCAGCGACCCCAGAAUGGGUUCGAAUGGCCUGUGCAGAUAGGUUCACAGAGAUGAUCCCAAGAAACGAUCCUAAGACAUUUAAACCCUGGUCUAUCCCUAUAGCAUAA